GCAUCCAUCUAUGAUAAUGAUUUCACUAACGACAAUGAAUCAGACGGUGACAUCGAGGUUGAAGCUGGAGUAGCAGUCGAAGUUUUUGAUGAAUCAUUACGUGCACUAAUGUCUGAUAUUGUGGGCAGUGCUUUGUUAUCCAUCGUCAAACAGAAUUGUAUCACUUGA
Acaulospora morrowiae is the source of this 168-nucleotide messenger RNA. The record is from the annotation of a GenBank genome assembly. Lineage: Eukaryota; Fungi; Glomeromycota; Glomeromycetes; Diversisporales; Acaulosporaceae.